AUGAACUUCAAUAGGGACAAAGGUUCCCCUGGUGAAGAAAAUGCUGAGAAAAAGAAAGGAAUUAUUGGAGAAUCUUCAACUUUCCUGCUGAACACUUCAGAACAAUUUCAAAAGAUUUCCUGGAUUAAGGAAAAGCAAGCUAUUCCAAUUUUUGUGGCAGCAAUUCCACGAAAGGAUCCAGAAGAGAGAUGUGAACUCCGUGACCAAAUUCUAGAAUACAGAGGGCGGCUGAGUGUCUCUGAGGACUGCAAGAGGUUACACAUCAAUAACCUAAGUCAAGAGGAUUCUGGCAUAUACCGUGCACAGAUCUGGAUAGCUGAAGACAAAAAUCCUAUCAGUGAAACCUUUUCCCUGAGGGUAUAUAAGCGUUUAUUGGAGGCUGACCUGAAGAUUGUCUGUGACCAAAAAGAUUAUCGUGGCGGGAAUGGAACUCUGCAGCUGAACUGCUCUGCAGGCCGCUGGGAAGAGGAUGCGAAGUUCAGCUGGGCCCCAGCCAGCCUGAGUGAAUCCACCGAGAGAUUUCGAGUCACCGGGCACAAUUUAGAAGGCAAUGAUUUGAACUUCACUUGCAUAGUAGAGAACCCUGUUAGCAAAGCAUCCAAGACAGUGUCUGCCCGGAAAAUUUGUGAUGAGCACCAAGCGAUGACACCUGGGACGUUGCCCCCCACCGAGACUGACGGACGUUUUGGCAGCACCACUAUGUUCCUAUGGCUUCUUGCAGUGGUAGUUGUUGCAAUAAUCUGCGCUGGCCUUCUUGUGUGGUGGAAGAAGAAAAGAGGUUCCGACAGGAAAGAGCUGGAUUCUGCACGUCAGUCAGAACCCAAAGAGUGCCACACUAUUUAUUCUCAAAUUGAAAACAUUCCCCAGAAUUCCCCAUCGGAAACCCAACAGCGAAGAGGACCAAAGGCGAAAAAGGAUGUGCCCCAAACCAUCUACACCACAGUCCACCUCCCCAAACAGAAUCCUUUGCAAACAGAUGACGAGAAGAUGCGGAGAACCAGAGAAAAGAGUGCGAAAACAAUUUACUCAGAGAUCACCAAGCCUCAAGAGCGCGAGGACCAGGACUCCAAGACAGUCUACGAGACAGUGAACAACCCAAAACCUGCUGAAACCACAGAGUACGACAAAAUUCUCUAGCAACCCACUGGACCAAGGACCAAGGGGACAAAGCAGUAGCAGAGACUGGACCAUCAGAGCAAACAGCGCAUGGAUGCAAAUCCAUCUGCCUUCAGUUAUCCCCCACCUGCCUGCCUUCUCACCUACAUACAUUCAGCCUAGAGCAUGGCCUUGCCUGUCAGCUCCCUCCUCUUUAGGGUUUAGCCACACACCCAUCUGCCCCAAAACUUUGGGUUUUCCACAGUUUGCUAUUUGUUCAAAUUUACUGCAAAAGACCAGUCCCGGAAAACCACUCGAAAGCACAAGACCAGUGGGAAACUGCUUGGACCCAUGCAGAAGAGGAAGUGUGGG
This is a messenger RNA of Lacerta agilis (Sand lizard), 1467 nucleotides long. RefSeq names its product SLAM family member 9-like. The record is from RefSeq and is a predicted model, not a curated record. The transcript has 10 exons. Gene Ontology annotation, biological process: T cell activation. NCBI's taxonomy places the organism in Eukaryota, Metazoa, Chordata, Lepidosauria, Squamata, Lacertidae. The coding region runs from base 1 to 1137 and encodes 378 amino acids. Gene Ontology annotation, cellular component: external side of plasma membrane.